Molecule: messenger RNA, 1191 nt
Organism: Aspergillus japonicus CBS 114.51
Lineage: Eukaryota; Fungi; Ascomycota; Eurotiomycetes; Eurotiales; Aspergillaceae
Product: epoxide hydrolase family protein
Exons: 6
Coding region: 1-1191 (396 amino acids)
Biological process (GO): epoxide metabolic process
Molecular function (GO): epoxide hydrolase activity
Source: RefSeq, a predicted model, not a curated record
AUGGCUCUCGCAUACAGCGACAUCCCUUCUGGAGCCAAAACCCCUCCUAAGCCUUAUCAGCUUCACAUCUCCGACGCGCAGAUAGAAGAGCUCCUCGUGCUAGUGAAGCUGUCCAAGGUCGCCCCACCCACCUUCGAAGGCUCGCAGGAAGAUCGCAAAUAUGGUAUCACUCGAGACUGGCUCCUCGAAGCAAGACAGGCGUGGAAAAGCUUCGACUGGCGACCUACAGAGCAGCGCAUCAACAGCUUCCCGCAGUUCACUUACGAGAUCGAAGACAUGACCAUCCACUUCGUCGGUCUCUUCUCGAAAAAAGCGGAUGCGAUCCCAAUAGUCCUACUGCACGGCUGGCCCGGAAGCUUCCUGGAGUUCCUGCCCCUCCUGUCGCUCCUCAAGGACAAGUACUCUCCGGAGGAGCUCCCGUAUCACGUCGUGGUACCGUCCCUUCCAGGCUUUACGCUGUCCUCCGGUCCCCCUCUGGACCGGGACUUCACGGGCCAGGACACGGCCAGGGUCGUCAAUCAGGUGAUGGUCAACCUCGGGUUCGAGGGGGGAUAUGUGGCACAGGGGGGUGAUAUUGGGUCGAGGAUUGGCCGGAUCAUGGCGGUGGAUUACGAUGCUUGCAAAGAACAACCUCCAGUGAAUGCAUGCUACAUGGGCAAACCCGCCCACGUGCAGGAUUCGUCCAUCUCCGAGUUCGAAAAACAGAACCUGGCCCGCGGGGAGUGGUUCAUGACCUAUGGCGCCGCCUACGGCUUCGAGCAUGGCAGUCGGCCCAGCACCAUCGGGAACGUCCUUUCGGCGAACCCGGUUGCUUUGCUUGCUUGGGUCGGAGAAAAGUUCCUCGACUGGCCCGACGACCCCCUUCCUCUGAAUGAUAUCCUCGAGUCGGUGUCGUUGUAUUGGCUCACCGAGUCGUUCCCUCGGUGUAUCUACCAUUAUCGCGAGGUAUUCCCCAUGCCUAAGCUUCAGCUCGCCGAGGACCCUAGGUGGUACAUCAAGAAACCGUUUGGGUUCUCUUACUUCCCCAAGGAGCUGAUGCCGAUCCCACGGGCCUGGAUCGAAACGACUGGGAACUUGGUGUUCUGGAAUACACAUGAGAAGGGAGGACAUUUCGCCGCGCUCGAACGACCGGCGGUUCUCCUGGAGGAUCUGACUGCGUUCGUGGAGAAGGUGCGGGCUGAGAUCAAGUGA